Messenger RNA from Cryptomeria japonica (Japanese cedar), 536 nucleotides. RefSeq lists its product as uncharacterized. NCBI's taxonomy places the organism in Eukaryota, Viridiplantae, Streptophyta, Pinopsida, Cupressales, Cupressaceae. The transcript has 2 exons. The record is from RefSeq and is a predicted model, not a curated record. The coding region runs from base 158 to 349 and encodes 63 amino acids.
AAUAGGUGCCCGACCUGUUAUUACUUCCUUAAGCAAAGGCAACAAUCCUUCCCUUAACACCAACACUGAAAUUUGACAUAAAAUACGGCGGAAAAAUGAGUAAUUGAGAAAAACAUAUACGAAACAGUCGGGGCGACCUGAAGAAGAGCACACAAUCAUGGUGAAGGUUAUAACUUUUGCAGCGAUGACAGUUGGCGCCUUCAUUUUCUGGCAGACCAUGGAUAAAGCCCAUGUCUGGAUGGCUCUCCACCAGGACGAAAAGAGGGAGAAAGAAUUACAGGAAAUGGAAAUUGUACGAACGAGACAGAAGUUAUUAAGGGAACUUAAAGAAAAAGAAUCAACGGUGUAGAAAGUUUCGUGGACAAUGUUAAUUGGUGAUGCACAUCAACUAAUGAUAAAACAUUAUUUUCAAAGCAAUUGCUAUGAGAUCCCAUGGUGGAAAAACUGAUUAGUUGGAAAUGAUUCUGUUGAGAUAAACCUAUGGUGGUGUCUGAUUGGAUUAAUAUGGUUGUCACAAUAAAUUUUCUUUUUGUUCA